AUGAUCGUGCGAAAGAGGUCCAUCAACGGCACGCCAGUCGAAAAGGGAAGGGCAAACGAGAAGAAACUCCAAAACAUUACCAUAAAGAACUACGAAAUCAGCAGCAAUGAAAGGAAGAAAAACUUUUUUGAUUACUACGGGUGUAUAUACCCUUUCAAUAUGCCCAUAAGCCUGUACAAGUACCCCCCCAUUUUUGGGUACUGCAGUUUAAGUGACUUCCAAGAAAUAGGAGCGAAGCGACUGGCCCUGUUGCAGUUCUUGGACACCUGUACCAUCAGCGGGGAGGAGGAAAGGGACUCUUUUAACGCAAAAGGGAGGAUGGAGAAAGACACCUCAGUGGGAAACUACAACGAUAGUAAAAAUAAACAAAUAAGACAAAAAAUUUUUGAAUAUAAAUUCGGAAUCCAGUCGAUGAAAAAUUACAGCAAGGAAGAAAUGGAAAAUAUAAUCAUGACGGAUCUGCUAUCCCACUACAUCUUAAGAAUAGCUUUUGCAAAGGAUAAGGAAAAACAGCAGUGGUUUUUAAAGCAAGAAUUAAAGCUAUUCAUAUUUCGAUUAAAUGAGUUAAAAAAUAUUAACGUACUGAAUGCACAUAACCUUGGAGAGAGUGAACGAGGAUUAAUUCAUUUGUUGAAGAGGGAAAAUUUAAAUUAUGAGUUUUUAUCCAAACCAGUGAUAUCCUCCUUUGGGGCCAAAGAUGAAGCGUGGGAAAAAUAUACCUCCUUCAUCCCUAAUAGAGAUACCAUCGAAAAGGUAUUUAAAAUUCCGUUCUUUCCAGAUGCCUACUUUUUAGUGAAAGACCACAAAGUGUGCGUAGAUAAAGCCAUCGCAUACGUCCCAGAUAUUUACCUAGACGCUAUUUUAGUCACCCAAUUUAAGAUAACCAUUAAGGAGUCCUUUAAAUAUUUAGAGCAAAAUGAAAAGCUGCUACUGAAUGUUCAUAAUGACAGCAGGAUAUCCUCCUUCCUGGCUGCGCUGCCAAAAGCGUAUGUGGCAAAGGAUUACAGGCAGAAUUAUGAGCACACGCAGGAAACUAGGCUAAUGCCACAGAACUUGUAUAGUGUUUAUAAGCAGUCCUUUCCCCCUUGUAUGCGUAGAAUCUUUGUCAAUUUUUUAAAAGAGAAACAUUUGAAACAUUGGGGAAGGCAACAGCUGUGGCUAUUCUUAAAAGGGGCCGGCAUGACCCUGGAGGAAAACAUCCAAUCAAAUCGGUCCAUUUGGUUACAACCAGAUAAAUUCGAUAAGGAACAUAGGUAUACUAUACGGUAUAUGUAUGGGAAGGAGGGCAAAAAGACAGAUUUUAGCCCCUAUAAUUGCUCCAAAAUUAUAAAUAACUUUCCUGUCCCUUCAAGUGGAGACACUCAUGGGUGUCCUUUUAAGAACUUUGACGAGGCUCACUUGAGGAGCCUCUUAUUCUUCUUUGGGCUGAGCGAUGAACAGAUCAGAAAUAUCAUGCCUUUGAAAAGGAGCAAUGAGUACCAGAUGGCUUGCGUGACGUUUUUCAUGGAGACGCAUCCCGGCUCUUCUGCCGACGGGGUGGGCAACCACCCCAACUCGUACUACAUCGAGAGCAGGAAGUACUACAAAGCGAAGGCAACGAACGGGGCGAGCGGAACGGGCGCGGAAAAGGCAACCGGCAGUUGAACCCCCCCACAGGUGCACCUUCUGCAGGGAAGAAAUUUGAAAAGGAGCUGCUACUCUCGAUCGGUCCAACGCGCCACGGCCGCCCGAUGCACUACGGUGGAGCCGUAGCGUGAGUAAGCGGAAAAAAAGGCAAACGUGGAGCGUGUAACGCCGCAAACGUGCAACGCCGUUAACGUGCAAACGCGCCGCCUCCCCUGUGUCCUUUUUUUGUGUGCGCAUUUUUGGCCCCCCAGCGAUGCACCCCAAAUGGGAAGCACCCCAACUAACCUCCCCCCGUUGGCAAGUCCAAUGCGACUACUCAUUUUGGGGGUCCUCCUCAACGAGCUGGCUAAUUUGGUUUAAUAACUGGCGGAGCAUCUGC
This is a messenger RNA of Plasmodium vivax (malaria parasite P. vivax), 2005 nucleotides long. RefSeq names its product DNA primase, large subunit, putative. Gene Ontology annotation, biological process: DNA replication, synthesis of primer. The transcript has 2 exons. The record is from RefSeq and is a predicted model, not a curated record. Gene Ontology annotation, cellular component: alpha DNA polymerase:primase complex. Bases 1 to 1644 code for a protein of 547 amino acids. Lineage: Eukaryota; Apicomplexa; Aconoidasida; Haemosporida; Plasmodiidae.